Messenger RNA from Anolis sagrei ordinatus, 5981 nucleotides. RefSeq names its product carboxyl-terminal PDZ ligand of neuronal nitric oxide synthase protein-like. The record is from RefSeq and is a predicted model, not a curated record. Gene Ontology annotation, molecular function: nitric-oxide synthase binding. NCBI's taxonomy places the organism in Eukaryota, Metazoa, Chordata, Lepidosauria, Squamata, Anolidae.
UUUUUGGGGGUCUGCAGGGCUCCUGCCCCCCGGGAAAGAUGCCGGCCAGGCUCCAGAACCGGUACAACCUGGUGGAGGAGGCCGGGGAGGCGCGAGGGGCCGCCCUGCACAGCGAGGAAGCCUUCCAGCAUGGCAUCGUCUUCCAGGCCAAGUACAUCGGCAGCUUGGACGUGCCAAGACCCAACAGCCGCGUGGAGAUUGUGGCAGCGAUGAGGAGGAUCCGGUAUGAAUUCAAGGCCAAGAACAUAAAGAAGAAGAAGGUUAACCUUGUCGUCUCUGUGGACGGCGUGAAAGUCAUCCUCCGGAAGAAACAGAAGAGAAAAGAAUGGACUUGGGAUGAGGGCAAGAUGCUGGUGAUGCACGACCCUGUUUACAGGAUUUUCUACGUUUCGCAUGACUCCCAAGACCUGAAAAUCUUCAGCUACAUCGCCAGGGAUGGCACCAACAACUCCUUCCGGUGCAACGUCUUCAAAUCCAAAAAAAAGACCCAGGCCAUGCGCGUGGUGCGGACGGUGGGCCAGGCCUUCGAGGUCUGCCACAAACUCAGCCUCCAGCACGCCCUGCAGAACGCCGAUGGCCAGGCCGACGGGGCCAGCAACAAUUCGGCCGAGGAGCCACAGCUAGAAGGUCUGCAUCUGGCUGGACCAGCCAUGAUGGAUGGAGAAAGAGCUCCUGUGAUUUUGGAGGGGACCGGAGUGCCGGACGGGAGGGCUUCUGAGCAACCGUUGGCAGUGGCCGAAUUGGGGGUCUCUCUGCCGGGUCCAAACCUGAAGGACCGGAGCAGCCUGGAGACUGAGGGUGGCUCCCUCCUCCGCCCUCUGGCCGCACAGCCCCUGGGCAGCCCCACCAGCCCCUGCUCCUCCUCCUCGGGGGCCACCCCACUGGCCUCGCAGCACUGCCUCCAGCUCCUCCAGCACCAGCUCCUCCAACAGCAGCAGCAGACCCAGGUGGCCGUGGCCCAGGUGCAGCUGCUGAAAGACCAGCUGUCCGCCGAGACCACGGCCCGAAUUGAGGCUCAGGCCCGCGUCCGGCAGCUGCUUCUGACCAACCGCGAUCUCCUUCAACACGUCUCCUUGCUGGUCAAGCAGCUCAAAGAGCUUGAGAUCAAGGUGCAGCUGCGGCAUCCAGUUGACCGUUCGCUACAGAACUUGUCCCUGGCCCAGUCCCUCUCCCUCAACCUGAAGAACCACUACAGCCUCGAAAUCAGCCUGCCGUCCGCCUCAACGCCGGCCAGCGUCCUGGGCAGCCCUGUGGCCCUUCGGAACGCCUGUGGCUCCUACCUGGACCUGGCCAACUUGGACAAGGGGAUGCCCAACGGCACGGGGAGCGAGGAGCACCUCCUUCUGGCCCUGGAGGGGCCCGAGGGCCUCCGCAGCGUGGAAGGCUCCGAGGCCACCGACAGCAGCAGCGUGCCCAAUGGGACCGGGCCGCCAAAGGGCAAGGGGCCCAGCCCUCCAGUGCAGGAGGAAAGGGUCCAGCCAUUCAUCCCCAAGCUGAACCCACCCCCACCGACCCUGCGGAGGAGGUCAAGCAAAACCACCUCCCCGUCUCUGGAAGCAGAAACCACCACCAGCCCCGGCACCUCCACACUCACCAGCGUCGCCAUCCUCUCCCUCUCGUGCGCCGAAUCCGAGGCCAGGACAGCGGGAAGCCGUGCCGAGUUGAGCCGGGGGCAUGCAAGCCAGGAGCGAGGCAGAGCGGUGGUGCGGGGUCCACUGGCCAAGAGCCUUUUGGCCCACCUGGAUCAGGGCUCGGUGCGCGACUCAGCCAGCAACUUGGACUUCAAAUGGCCCUUCUCCUCAGGGGCCGGCGGCGGGAACGAAACCCGUUUGCACAUCAGCCUCUCGGAGGACGAGCUGGACAAGGCGGGGAUCGCACGCGCGUGAAACACGCCUGGGGCGAAAACCUGCGGACUGGGCGCCCCUCUUCUGGAAGGGGACGGAAAUGGAUUAUAAAGGGGAGGGUCCUGGAAUGGCGGUGGCCGGAGGCUGUUGGGUCCACCAAGUGCAAGGCAUCAAACCAGAAAAAGGAACAGAAGAAGAAGGAGAUGAAGACCACAAGGAGGUUCCAGAUUUCCCCGAGACAGUCUCCAUGCGACAUGGGCCUUCAACGAACAUCAGGAAAUGGUUCAAAGUCUCCAGAAAGUUCCCCAGAAGAAGAAAAACAUUGCAUGGAGAUUCCAGAGAUCCUCAGGACAGCCUCCGCAUGAGCUUGGUGUCGUCACAAACACCGGGAAACGACCUGAAGCCUCCAAAAAAUCCAAGUUCUCCAUUAGAAGAAGAAGAGGGCUGCAUGGCAUCUUCAGGUGUCUUCAGGACAGUUUCCACAUGAGCUUGGGCCUUAAACAUACACUGUGAAAUGGUCCAAAGCCUCCAAAAAGCUCUCCAGAAGAAGAAAAAGAUUGCAUAGAGAUUCCAGAUAUACCCGGGACAGUCUCCAUAUGAGCUUGGGUCUUCUCCAUUAGAAGAAGGGGGGGAUUGCAUGGAGUCUCCAGAUAUCCUGGAUAUAGUCUCCACAUGAGCUUGGGUUGUCAACAAACACUGGGAAACUGCCUGAAGCCUCCAGAAAAACAAGUUCUCCAUUAGAAGAAGAGGAUUACAUGGAGUCUCCAGAUAUCUCUGAAGCUGUUUCCACAUGAGUUUGGGUCUUCAGUAAACACUGGGAAAUGGCCUGAAGCCUCCAAAAUAACAAGAAGUUCUCCAUUAGAAGAAGAAGAAGAUUGCAUGGAGUCUACAGAUAUCUCUGAAACUGUUUCCACAUGAGCUUGGGACUUCAACAAACGCCGGGAAAUGGCCUGAAGCCUCCAAAAUAACAAGAAGUUCUCCAUUAGAAGAAGAAGAUGAUUGCAUGGAGUCUCCAGAUAUCUCUGAAACUGUCUCUGCAUGAGCAUGGGUCUUCAACAAACACCGGGAAAUGGUUCGAAGUCUCAAAAAAGCUCUCCAAAAGAAGAUUGCAUGGAGGCUCCAGAUUUCCCCAAGACAAUCUCUUUGUGAACUUGGGUCUUCAACAAACACUGGGAAACCAUUUGAAGGAGCCUGACGUUGUUCCAUCCGACUUGAACCUCUGGUGUUGAACCUCCUAGAAGCCCAAGAAAUAAACAGUGCAACAAGGACAUGGUUCUGAGCUGACUGGACCUAGGCUUGGAUAGGAAACGCACCCAAGGGCCACUUGUCCAGAUAUGCAGAGAUGGAGCAACAAGGAGGGUGUGGACUGAGCCACCUCCAGAGGUCAGACACCGGCCUUGUUCCCAGUUCCUUGUUCCCAGCCUGUUGACGGUUUCCAGGCAUCUCCCAGGCAGUGGCCUUUGUGCCACGGAGUCCAGGAAGACCCCGAAAUGCCACCUCUUAAGUCACCAGCGUGCCGUGCAAGGGUUCCCGUCUUCUUCUCCGUGAGCCCAGAACCUUAUGGAGAGGAACUUUGCUGCAGCGAAGCUCUUGCCUUUCAUUGCAUUUGCUGGGGGAUGUGGGGCUCUGUCUCCAUUCCCUUCCAUUCUCUGUCCAUCAUUCAGGGAUCCAUGUAGGUGAAUUGGUUCAACUCCUGUGAUUCACUGAAGGGUCCAGUUCCAAGAUGACGAAACCUCAGACCCUUUCCUUUCCCCCCUCAGCCGCUUAAGGAAAGGGCCUGAGGCUGUUAGGAAUUGUGGGAGUUGAAGUCCAAAACACCUGGAGGGAGGGCCAAAGUUUGCCCAUGCCUGGUUUAGUGUGUGCGUGUGUGUAUAUAUCUUCCCCUCAUUAUUGCUGAGAUGCACUUUAGAAAGAUAUUUUGGACACAAAAUGCCGGUGUAUGGGUGGGCAACAAGAUUGGGAAAUGGCUGCCGAUAAACUAGGAUUUUAUAAAGAUGUUGAGGUGUGAAAAGCAAAGGUUGAAAGACGGAGAGAUUGAAACGAUGGAGGAAAGCAUCGCCAUUGUGGAAAGAGCCCGUGGUUACCUCAUUAAGAAAUAAGGGCCGAAACAAGUUUUUAUCUAUUUGAAGGGCACUGAGAAAUAAGUCGGCCACAAAACAAAGGAUUCCCAUUUUGGGGUUGGGUGGGUCUUGUGUGUGUGUUUGUCGUGCAAACACCGCGUCAGGAAAGAUAACGCUGAGCAGAAUGAAGUAUUGUUGGGAAAUGGCUGGGAAUAGGAAUGAGUGUGGGUCUGGGGCCUGGUUUGGAAUGUGAGAAAAAGCUGCAGAAGGCCUCACUAGGCCGCAGUUGGCCUGACUGACUCUUACUUUGAGGGAAAGUGGGGUACCAGUUUGCCCCAGUUCAACAACGGAGGUUGAGAGUUUGUGAGAAAAUGACAGUAGGCCUGACUUGACUCCUACUUUGAGGGAAAUUGGGUCUUCAGUUUGCCUCAGUUCAACAAUGGAGGUUCAGAGUGUGUGCAAAACCCGCAGUAGGCCUCACUAGGCCGCAGCAGGCCUGACUGGCUCUUGCUUUGAGGGAAAUUGAUGGCUUCAGUUUGCCCCAGUUCAACAACAUAGAUUCAGAGUUUGUGAGAAACCGACAGUAGGCCUGACUGGCUCCACAGUAGGCCUCACUAGGCCUGACUGGCUAUUGCUUUGAGGGAAAUGGAAGCUCCAGUUUGCCAUAAUGGAUGUUCAGAGUUUGUGACAAACCCACAGUUGCCUGACUGGCUCUUUUUUGCAGGAAAUUAGGUCUCCAGUUUGCCCCAGUUCAACAAUGGAGGGUUGGAGUGUGUGCAAAACGUACAGUAGGCCUCACUAGGCCGCAGCAGGCCUGACUGACUCAUGCUUUGAGGGAAAUGGAGGCUCCAGUUUCCCCCAGUUCAACAAUGAAGGUUUAGAGUGUGUGCAAAACCUAUAGUAGGCCUCACUAGGUCGUAGCAGGCCUGACUGACCCUUGCUUUGAGGGAAAUGGAGGCUCCAUUUUUUUCUCCAAUUCAACAACAGGGGUUCGGAGUUUGUGAGAAAAUGACAGUAGGCCUGACUGGCUCCACAGUAGGCCUCACUAGGCCGCAGUAGGCCUCACUGGCUCUUGCUUUGGAGAAAAUGAAAACUCCAGUUUGCCCCAAUUCAACAACGAGGGUUCAGAGUUUGUGAGAAACCGACAGUAGGCCUGACUGGCUCCAAAGUAGGCCUCACUAGGCCGCAGUAGGCCUGACUGACUCUUGCUUUGAGGGAAAUGGAUGCUCCAGUUUGCCAUAGUUCAACAAUGGAGGUUCAGAGUAUGUGAGAAACCCACAGUAGGCCUGACUGGCUCCUUUUUGAGGGAAAUUGGGUCUCCAGUUUGCCCCAGUUCAACAAUGGAGGUUCAGAGUAUGUGCAAAACCCGCAGUAGGCCUCACUAGGCCGCAGCAGGCCUUACAGAUCCCCUUUUUGAGGGAAAUUGGGGUUCCACUUUUCCCCAGGUGAACAAUGGAAGUUUGGAAUGUGUGAAAAGCCUGCAGUAGGCCUCACUAGGCCUGACUGGCUCAUUCUUGAGGGAAAGCGGGGCUCCAGUUUGCCCCGGUUGAAAAAUGGAGGUUCAGGAUGUGUGAAAAGCCCGCAGUAGGCUUCGCUAGGCCAGGGCGGGCCCCUUUUUGAGGGGAAGCGGGAGGCUGAGAAUGUGUGAAAGAAAGGGUUGUGUUUGAGGGUUUUGUGUUGGAGAAGGAACACAGACAGAGACUUGCGAGGGUUGGGUUGCCUAGCAACCCCUUGGAGGGAGGGGGAGAGAGAGUUUGUGUGGGUUGGCAUUACUGGGCCCAGCACCCUGUUGGCGUUGCCUAGCAACCAUCACUCCCAGCGGCCUGCUCUUCCCCGAUAGUCUGCUAGGAAUUGUGGGAGUCGCAGUCCAAAACACCUGGAGUGAGGGCCCAAGUUGGCCCGUACCUGCAAGAGGGGGAAAGAAACACCUAAAUAAGAGGAAUCAGAAUCAAAGUUGUGUUCCGAGUGUAUUCUGUAAUUUUGUAACAGAGACAAAAAGGGUGGAAAUCCUAUUUAUUAUAGAAAAUAUUCAGUGUUGUUGGGACCUUGAGUGUAAUUACAGAUUCCUUUCUCCUCA